UAUAUUAACGCUCGGCUCGUGGCGUUGUUCGUACAGAUGAGUGAUAACGCUCGUGUCGAAGCUAUAUAUCAGACCCAUAGCGAUCUCGUUAAAUGUAAUAGUGUGUGUGUCGAUUGAUUGAGAAAGUUUAAAGACUCGAUUGGUUUAAAGACUCGAAAACUCGAUUGAUCAAAAUGUUGCUGUUGGUACUUGGGACGGUUGUCGCUGUGUGUCUAUUUUACUAUUUCAUAGUAAAGCCCUUCGAUUAUUGGAAGGACAAGGGUGUUAAGCAAGGAAAACCAGUAUGGAUAUUUGGUGACAAUUGGGGUACCAUAUUGAGGAAACAAAGUUUCUCUGAAAUGGUUGAAUACGUUUACAACCAGUGUCAGGGAGUCAGAUACUCUGGUAUGUAUCAGUUCUUCGUGCCAACAUUAGUGUUGAAAGACCCAGAUCUGAUAAAGCAGAUAACAGUUAAGGAUUUCGAGCAUUUUACUGACCACAGGGCUUUCAUUCCUGAAGAUGCUGAUCCCCUCUGGGGCAAAAACUUGUUCGCUCUUAGAGGUCACAAAUGGCGCGACAUGAGGACCAUCCUCAGUCCCUCCUUCACCAGCAGCAAGAUGAAGGCCAUGUUCGUUCUAAUAUCGGAAUGCGCCGAAAAUUUCGUACAACACUUCCAGAAGAAAAACGAAGACGUUCUAACGAUAGAGUUUAAGGAUACAUUCACUCGUUUCACAAAUGACGUGAUAGCCACUACAGCUUUCGGAAUUCAAGUCGAUUCCUUGGGUCAGCCGAAGAAUCACUUCUACUUGAUGGGGAAAGAAGCCACGGAUUUCAGUGGCUUGUGGAAGAAUUUAAAAUUUUUCGGAUAUUUCCUAUUUCCAAAACUUUAUAACUUGCUGAAGGUGAAGCUAUUCUCGGCGGAUGUGAGUCAUUUCUUCCGACAAAUUGUGGGAGACACUAUUAAACUGAGGGCAGAAAAAAACAUCGUCCGGCCGGACAUGAUCAAUCUGCUGUUGGAAGCAAGGAAGGGAAUCCAAAGACAGGAAGAAAAUGGUGUGAUUGACACUGGAUUUGCCACUGCUGAAGAGAGCGAUUUAGGUAAAUCUACCAAAGUGAUCAGGGAUAUAUCGGAUAUGGACAUCACUGCACAAGCUAUGAUAUUCUUUUUCGCCGGAUUUGACACUGUAUCGGGACUUAUGUGUUUCUUAGCCUAUGAAUUGGUCGCCAAUCCAGAUAUCCAGGACAAGCUAAGAGAAGAGAUUAAAACUACUUUGGAGGAAUGUGGAGGCAAACUCACUUAUGAAGGUCUGCUCAAAAUGAAGUACAUGGAUAUGGUGGUAUCAGAAACUCUAAGGAAAUGGCCAAUCGCCGUAGCUGUGGACAGGGUAUGUACAAAACCCUACACCAUAGAACCGACAAGACCUGACGAGAAACCUGUGCAUCUAGACAAGGAUGACGUGCUUUGGUUGCCCAUUUUCGCCAUGCACCGUGAUCCGGAACACUUCCCGAAUCCAGAACGUUUCGACCCCGAGAGAUUCAGCGAUGAAAACAAAGGCAACAUCAAACCCUACACCUACUUUCCCUUUGGUUUGGGUCCUCGUAACUGUAUUGGUUCUAGGUUUGCUCUACUGGAGACUAAGACUGUGAUAUUCCACAUUUUGAAGAGUUUUGAACUGGUUCCUGUCGAAAAAAGUAGAAUUCCUAUUCAGAUAUCUAAAAAGCAGUUCAACUUGACUGCCGAUGGUGGUUUUUGGUUCGGAUUGAAACGUAUCCGUGAAGUAUUCAAAAUGUUAAUGUUGAUACUUGCAACCACUGCGGCGGCAUUUCUGUUUUACUAUAUCGUGGCAAAACCGUUCCAUUAUUGGAAAGACAGGGGAGUUCAACAAGGAAGUCCGUUAUGGAUCCUUGGCGAUAGUUGGAAGUUCUUUUUGGGGGUGGAAGGUCUUUUAGAGAUGGCGCAACGCAUUUACUACCAGAAUCAAGGCACAAGAUACUCGGGUAUGUAUCAGUUUUUCCUGCCUAUUCUGCUAGUGAAAGACCCAGAUCUGAUAAAACAGAUCACAGUCAAGGAUUUCGACCAUUUUACUGACCACAAAAGUUUCAUUCAGGAAGAUAUUGACCCGCUAUGGAACAACAAUUUAUUCGCUCUUAAAGGUGAAAAGUGGCGUGAGAUGAGGUCAAUUCUCAGCCCAUCCUUCACCAGCAGCAAAAUGAGGACUAUGUUCGUUUUAAUAUCGGAAUGCGCCGAAAAUUUCAUUCGGCAUUUCCUGGAAAAGAACGAGGAUGUCGUGGUGAUAGAGUUUAAAGAUGUCUUUACUCGUUUCACAAAUGACGUGAUAGCCACCACAGCUUUUGGAAUUCAGGUGGACUCUUUGGAACAACCGAACAAUCCUUUCUACUUGAUGGGGAAGGAAGCUACGAAUUUCAGAGGUUUUUGGAAAAAAUUCAAAUUGUUCGGAUAUUUCGUAAUUCCUAAAAUUUAUAAGUUACUGAAUAUACAGCCGUUCCCCAAGGAAGUGGGUAUUUUCUUCAAGACUAUUGUAAAGGAUACGAUAAAAGUUAGGGAAGAGAAAAACAUCACACGACCAGACAUGUUGAAUCUACUGUUGGAAGCAAGAAGAGGAGUUCAAAAAUACAGCGUGAAGGAAAACGCAGACAUCGAUACAGGAUUUUCCACCGCCCAAGAAAGCAACUCUGUAAAAUCUGCGAAAUUGCCCAGAGACAUAACAGAUACGGACAUCGCAGCGCAAGCUAUGAUCUUCUUUUUCGCCGGGUUUGAUUCCGUCUCAAACAUCAUGUCUUUCUUGGCAUAUGAAUUAGCGGCCAAUCCAGAUAUCCAGGACAUGUUAAGAGAUGAGGUUAGGUCUACUCUAGAAGAAUGUGAAGGUAAACUCACGUAUGAAGGUCUUCUCAAGAUGAAGUACAUGGACAUGGUCGUCUCAGAAACCCUACGGAAGUGGCCUAUACUCCUAGGUAUAGACAGAGUGUGCACAAAACCCUACACCAUAGAGCCAAUAUUGCCUGACGAGACACCUCUGCGUGUAGAGAAAGACGUUAUGAUUUCUUUACCUGUGUAUGGUAUACACCACGACCCGAAAUAUUUUCCAAAUCCAGAACGUUUCGACCCCGAAAGAUUCAACGAUGAAAACAAAAGCGAAAUCAAGCCCUACACCUACUUCCCGUUUGGUUUGGGUCCCCGUAACUGCAUUGGUUCUAGGUUUGCUCUACUGGAGAUCAAAACUGUGAUCUUUCAAAUUUUGAAACAUUUUGAACUGAUACCUGUGGAGAAAAGUAGAAUUCCAGUUCAGAUAUCCAGAAAGCAGUUUAACUUGACCGCUGAAGGCGGUUUUUGGUUCGGACUGAAACGUAUCAAUGUAUAAAUGUUAAUGCACAAAAUAUGUUUAAGGCACAAUAAAAUAUAUUGUUAUUGUUUUAUAAAUAAAAGAAUAUAAAACAGA
Messenger RNA from Anoplophora glabripennis (Asian longhorned beetle), 3437 nucleotides. RefSeq lists its product as uncharacterized. The coding region runs from base 174 to 3359 and encodes 1061 amino acids. NCBI's taxonomy places the organism in Eukaryota, Metazoa, Arthropoda, Insecta, Coleoptera, Cerambycidae. Gene Ontology annotation, molecular function: monooxygenase activity; heme binding; iron ion binding. The transcript is spliced from 14 exons. The record is from RefSeq and is a predicted model, not a curated record.